GGAGGGAAGAGCUCGGCCUGGGCACGCGCGCUCUGGAUCGUGAGCCAGGCGGAGGAGGAGUGGAAAGGCUUUCGCCGGAGGGGCCGGCGGUGAGGUGUGACUGCGCGGCAGCUUCUUUCGCCGCAGGGAGUGUGAGUUCAGCGCUCGAAGCUGGAGGAGGUUGCCGGCUGGGUGAAAACGGCCGCCUUCAGCUUGGCGGGGCCGAGCAGCCCCGACUGCAAGGGCGUCCCUGCUCACCCCUGCUUCCCCGCAGGCCCGGCCCCGGAGUGAUGACCCGGCAGUGCCCCCCGGCCCCAGAGCCCGCCGCCCCGCUGAGCGGGUCGGUGCUGGCUGAGGCAGCUGUGGUGUUCGCCGUGGUGCUGAGCAUCCACGCGACCGUGUGGGACCGGUACUCGUGGUGCGCCGUGGCCCUGGCUGUGCAGGCCUUCUACGUCCAGUACAAAUGGGACCGGCUGCUGCAGCAGGGCAACGCCGUGUUCCAGUUCCGCAUGUCGGCCAACAGCGGCCUGCUUCCCGCCUCAGUGGUCAUGCCUUUGCUCGGGCUGGUCAUGAAGGAGCGGUGCCAGGCGGCAGAGAACCCGGCCUUUGAGCGCUUCGGCGUGGUUGUGGCGGCCACGGGCAUGGCGGUGGCCCUCUUCUCGUCCGUGUUGGCGCUGGGCAUCACCCGCCCGCUGCCCACUAACACGUGCGCCGUCUCGGGCUUGGCGGGCGGCGUCAUCAUCUACAUCCUCAAGCACUCGCUGAGUGUGGGCGAGGUGAUCGAGGUACUGGAGGUGCUGCUCAUCUUCGUGUAUCUCAACAUGAUCCUCCUGUACCUGCUGCCCCGCUGCUUCACCCCCGGAGAGGCGCUGCUGGUGCUGGGGGGGCUUAGCUUCGUCCUCAACCAGCUCAUCAAGCGCUCUCUGACGGUGCUGGAGAGCCAGGGGGACCCCGUGGACUACUUCCUGCUGGUGGUGGUGGUGGGCGUGGUGCUGCUGGGCGUCUUCUUCAGCACCCUCUUCGUCUUCAUGGACUCGGGCACCUGGGCCUCGUCCAUCUUUUUCCACCUCAUGACCUGCGUGCUGGGCCUCGGCGUGGUCCUGCCCUGGCUACACUGGCUCAUCCGCCGGAACCCCUUGCUCUGGCUGCUGCAGUUCCUUUUCCGGACACACACCCGCAUCUACCUCCUAGCCUACUGGUCCCUGCUCGCGGCCCUGGCGUGCCUGGUGGUGUUGUACCAGAACGCCAAGCGAUCCGAGUCCUCUGAGUCUAAGAAGCACCAGGCUCCCGCCCUGGCCCGCAAGUACUUCCACUUCAUCGUGGUGGCCACCUACGUGCCAGGCAUCGUCUUUGACCGGCCGCUGCUGCACGUGGCCGCCACCCUCUGCCUGGCAGUCUUCCUCAUCCUGGAGUAUGUGCGCUACUUCCGCAUCAAGCCCCUGGGCCACACCCUGCGCGGCCUCCUGUCCCUCUUCCUGGAUGAGCGGGACAGCGGACCGCUCAUCCUCACACACAUCUACCUGCUGCUUGGCAUGUCUCUCCCCAUCUGGCUGGUCCCCAGACCCUGCACGCAGAAGGGGAGCCUCGGAGGCGCCCGGGCCUUGGUCCCCUAUGCCGGCGUGCUGGCUGUGGGGGUGGGCGACACGGUGGCCUCCAUCUUCGGCAGCACCAUGGGAGAGAUCCGCUGGCCCGGGACCAAGAAGACCUUCGAGGGGACCAUGACGUCAAUAUUCGCCCAGGUCAUCUCUGUGGCACUCAUCUUGAUCUUUGACAGCACCGUGGACCUGAACCACGGGUACGCGUGGAUCCUGGGCUCCAUCAGCGCAGUGUCCCUCCUCGAGGCGUACACCACACAGAUCGACAACCUCCUUUUGCCUCUCUACCUCUUGAUAUUGCUGAUGGCCUAGUUGGGGCUGGGAGAAAAACAGGGACUGACCAAGAUCCCCAUGGCAACCAGCCACGUGGGCGGGAGGAGCCAAAGAGUAAAGAGCAGAUUGGGUUUUUCUGUGGAGUCAGAUUGAAAAUAAAAUUUAAAAAUAAUAGUAAUAAAGCCAAACCCUCCCAGUUUUAGUAUGGCUGCAGUUUAAAAAGGGGAGGGAGACCUUUGGAGCCAGUGCAGCAGCUCAAGUGUCUAGUCCUCCACCUGCCAGCACCAGCAUCCCAUGGGGACACUGCUUCGUGUCCCAGCUGCUCCACU
Ochotona curzoniae (black-lipped pika) is the source of this 2176-nucleotide messenger RNA. RefSeq names its product dolichol kinase (gene DOLK). The record is from RefSeq and is a predicted model, not a curated record. Gene Ontology annotation, biological process: dolichyl monophosphate biosynthetic process. The coding region runs from base 270 to 1886 and encodes 538 amino acids. Gene Ontology annotation, cellular component: endoplasmic reticulum membrane. The transcript has a single exon. Gene Ontology annotation, molecular function: dolichol kinase activity. NCBI's taxonomy places the organism in Eukaryota, Metazoa, Chordata, Mammalia, Lagomorpha, Ochotonidae.